This is a messenger RNA of Aphanomyces invadans, 1163 nucleotides long. RefSeq lists its product as hypothetical. The record is from RefSeq and is a predicted model, not a curated record. The transcript has 4 exons. Lineage: Eukaryota; Oomycota; Saprolegniomycetes; Saprolegniales; Verrucalvaceae. Bases 112 to 870 code for a protein of 252 amino acids.
CUCGACUCCUUGGAAUGGCAAGCGACACUGUCGUUCCAGCCGUCAACUCGGACGCACGAGCGGAUGACGCCCCCGAGCACGGAGAAGCAGCUCUGGGCGGCGCGAUGAGGAAUGCCCUGCGCACGGCCGUCACACGCAUCCGCCUCCAGAACCCGAUUGUGGGGUCGUUUCCCCGAACGCCGAAAGUGCCGACGAAAGCUGUCGCAACUGCAUCGGACAACCUCAGGUGGUCCCAUCGUAUCCAGGCGUUGUACAACUCACGUCAUGGAUGGCAGCUUCCUCAUGGACGUCACGGGAUACAUGAAAGAAGCUAAGGAGCAAAUUGCAGAGAAAACGUCGUCCAAAGCGAAAGCAGUCAAGCUUGUCCAGUGGGCCACCACGACAUGGAUGCCCAACCUCGUGCGGUCGACCAUUUUGGGUAGCGUUACUUGGACCAGCUAUGAAGUGACGACUGCCUCUCUACUUGCUACUUCACCUUCCACAAUCGCAUCGCCACACGUAGCGAUCUUGGUGCCGUGGGUGUUUGGCGUGUCAAUAGUGGCUGGUACGGUCGCUGGCUCCCUUCACGGGUCGCUUUGGUCUGUGUCCGAGAGAGCCAUGGCUGCAUUCAAGCACGAGCCGAGCGCUUUUCGCAUACCCGGCGUCCUACUCAGCCACACGUUGACGCAUUUGGCAAUGUUUUCCAGCUAUGAAGCCACCAAAGCAUUUCUCAUGCACGACAUCGAGGGCGACCACACGGACAUCGACGGCGCGUUGUGCAUCGUUGGCGCUGCGGCAACGUCUGGCCUUGUCGGAGAAAUCGCGACCUACUACGCCGCUCCUUUCGAGCAGCAAUCGUUGUACGAUGUCACGGCGGCGGCUGCGACUUGAGUUGCUAAGGGAUGUUCUCGUAGCACGACUGCAAUGCACGAACUUCGAACUCUUCCACUGCCGACGCUGCGAUCCAUGGCCCCGUCCGGCUUCUCCACCAUGCUCGGUUGGCUAGCCUAUGAAUACGCAAAAGAAACCUUCGACGGAACAUCGGCCAACUCGUAGAUGUUAACCACCCGCAAGUUCCCACGUUGAGGUGUUUUGCGCAGCACAGUUCGCUGACUUUGUCGACGUGUUUGGCACAGACUCGACCGACAAGUACUUGGAUUAACGUUGAUCACGUCAUGAGUUCA